AUGGAUAAAACGUUGAUGAGCAUGAUCCUUGACGAAAGGUUGGUCGUAACAGCGGUGACUCUCAGCCGCAAGGAGAAGAUCACGACAAGCGAGGCUUACAGAGCGAUGACGGAGUUCUACAAAAAGCACACGAAUCAUGGUGGUAUUUGGGCAACGGUGAUUGUCUCAGGAUACCGCGAAAAGUUUGGUGUAUCUGUCAGAUCAACUAUUGUUUGUCGUGAAGAACAAUUGGAGACCGUAAAGAAGCAAUUUCUUAAUGUUGAUUCUGUCGAGUUGUUCAGUCUUCAAGCAGUGCCUUUGAAGGACAUCUCUUCAAUUCUGGCUCGUGAUCGACUGGAGGAUUUAAAGUCUUUCCAUAUUGAUACCAAGGAGAAUGCACCGAAUCCGGUGAAAUACUGUGCUGAGGACUUCGAAGUGCUACGCAGUGAUCAGCAUGAGGUAUUCAACGCUAUGAAACGUAUGGCUGAUGGCGGAAAGCCUGUCAGUUGUGCUUUACCCGGAAGUUCACAAUAA
Cylicocyclus nassatus is the source of this 513-nucleotide messenger RNA. The record is from the annotation of a GenBank genome assembly. NCBI's taxonomy places the organism in Eukaryota, Metazoa, Nematoda, Chromadorea, Rhabditida, Strongylidae.